AUGAAUAAGCUUAAUAAACCUGAAUCGAGAGUUCAACGAAAUAUUCGUAUAGUAAUGACGAAUAUCAAGGAGGAACAAAAGCAAAGAGGUAUCCUUGUAUUUCUAAUAUUGAAUAAGUUGUAAAAUAUUUAAGUCACUUAAAGGAAGAAGGUGAACUAGCCAAACCCAGAUAUGCUCAUUCAUAAUUUCCACAGUAGAAAUUUAAUUAAACUGUUACAGAACCUAGUCUUAUCGAUUUUUAACUUGACAAUCUGAAUUUGAAAGUAAGUAAAGUGGGAACUCUGGUGGAACCCAUGAUUCCAAUAGUGGAAGUCCCUCAUAAACCUAUAAUUAAGAAGUUCAAGGCUCUGAAACACCCAGUUUUCUUAACAGAAAAUAUAGUAAACACCAUAAAGCCUGUAGAAAGGAGUAGUGAAUUACCUGUAUCGAUAAAAAGAAGCACCAAAUAAUAAAUGAUGAAUAAGGAGAUUCUUCAUCGUUUAGGAUUGUUGAGUGUCCAAGCAAAGCGGGAACUCCAAAUCGAAAAACUCAGCAACAGGGCUCUCAAGGUUUCCAAAAACAAGGAGACCUCUUCAUUAAAUCAUAAAUAACUUGAAUCAAUUACUUUUUAAUUGAGAGAGAAUGAGAAACAAGAGCAGGUUUAAUCAGCUCAAAGAUGCACUACUUCAGCAUCUGGGGCGUCUAGAAAGGCCUAUGAUUAUUAGGAUGAGUAUUUGGUAGAUUGUCUAACUGAAAGACUUGAUUUGGUAUACAGUGUUUAAACCUUUAAAAAUAGACCUUAGACAAGAAUAACUAAAAGGAAAAUUCACAAUUUUUUUAAAACAGUAACCAUGGCGCACUUGGAUAAUUUAGAUGAAAUUAAGAAGGACGAUCAGAGUAUUCAGAUAAAGAUUAAGUCCAUCAAGGAGAGUUUGCAACUAUGCAAAAGAAGGCUUCUAGAUUAUAAUGACGAAAUAGAAAUAGCUCUUACAGAAGAUAUUAAAGGGCAAGUUAUUGAAUAUAAAAACAUUAUUAAAAAUAAUAAAAAAUGACAGAUAUCAAAAA
Messenger RNA from Paramecium octaurelia, 1044 nucleotides. Lineage: Eukaryota; Ciliophora; Oligohymenophorea; Peniculida; Parameciidae. The record is from the annotation of a GenBank genome assembly.